AUGAACUCACGCAAAACUUUCGGUGGCCUGGCUAGUAGCAAAAAUCGCAUCGGCCGAUCAGGGCCCCGAUCACGAAGUGGCUGCGUCACCUGCAAGAGACGGAAAGUGAGAUGUGACGAAACACGGCCUGUUUGCGCCAACUGUGCCAGACUAGACACCGAGUGUGUGUAUCAACAACGACCAUCGCGACGAGGAGAGUCGACAGCCGCUAGAUCACACCCAGGCCAACAGCAAUAUGACAUGCCAGAGGAUGAUCCUACCAUAGAUCAAAAUUCCGGUGUCCCCUUGGGUCUCGAAAACACAACUCUUGGUCCCGAAAACAACUCUCUAUUCUUUAAUUUCGACGACUUCUCGCGGAAUGUCUUGGAUCUCUGGUGUUCUCCAUCGACUGCGUUUCCAGAACUGCAGCACCCAGAACUCCCAGAUUCCGAUGCAAUUGACGCGAUGGAAAUCGCCGGGCAUGGUGGUGCUGCUGAUUUCGCUUCAUAUGCAGACCAUGAGUUUUCCGAACAAAUAGCACAUAAUUAUGUAUCCUCAGUGCAGGACCACGAAGGCAUAAGAGGUACAACUAACCAAGUCCAUGAGAGCACCUGUCAUACUAUAGAAGCCGAUCUUUUACAAGACGUUGUUCCAAACUUCAAACGCAUGGCCACAAAUAUUGCACUUGCACCAUACUCGUCCAACGAUGCCGGAAUAGACAAGAGCCUCAAUCGUCGCUCAGAGGCUCUGGGCACUUAUUUCCAGGAAAGCGUCUUUGUUCCGGGAGUAACAACAGUCGAUGUUCCUUCAUGGCGGGCUUUAUGCUGCCAAAUAUUGACCAUGGCGCGCAGUAGCUCCAUUAUUUCAAACGCAGUGGUUGCCCUUUCUCAACUACAUUUUGUCAUGUUUUCUUUGAACGGGGGCCACCGUAGAGGCUCGCCAGGGCUGCGGAAUGGGAAAACUCUAGCACAGUAUCUAUACAUAUUCGCAAAGGAGAGGCUGAUCAACGGACUAGAUCUACUAAGGGAGAAAAUGUCCAAAUCUCUUCGUUUGGAACUUUUCACGGGUCUCUUUCUUCUAACAUGCUUCGAGUUAAUAGAUAAAGAUGAUAUCCAUCGUGCCCAUCAAAUUGAAUGGGCAGAAUUUCUUUUAAUGGAAUUGGACGAGAAGGAUUUUACAACGCAACAGAUCAUCCGCUGGCUUCUUCUUUGCGACGUAAAACUAGUUAUCUUUGGGGGAAAUGGGAUUCUACCACGCCGUCCGCCGCCAAUUCACACCUUGCUGAGCAACAAUACGACCCCGCGAAGUGAUGAAGGAACGGACAGACCGAGGAAUUCUAAUUUUCAUUCUACUGUCUCUGGAGAUCUUCUAUCGCCUCCUGCAGAUCGAUUACAUAAAUCCCCUACAGAUAUCAGUCGCCCUGAAUUCUCGGGUCUCAGUAUGGUAUCGACUUUGAAGGAAAGCAUUCUUCGGGAUGCCGUUUACUUCCAUCAUCGAUCUCAGCAAUUUCUCCGGAAAAUUGCCAUGUUGGAUCGCCACCGUCGGCCUCGGGGGUCUCAUCAAGAUGAGAUGGAAGUCAGCGCUGCAGCAGGACUACUCAUAAACGACCUGCACCGGCUCUGGAAUGAGCGACCCGUUAUUUUAGAUACUACCUUUGUAGAUCUCCAAGUCUCUUUGAACGUUGACUUGGCGAGGGACAUUUAUCGACUAGUUUGUAUCUUCCAGGCGUGCUUUUGGUCGAACUUUUGUUACCUUUAUCGAGCAGCAUGGUGGGACGAGUCUCCUCACGAUGAUGAAAAAUCAGCGGCAGACCAAACAUGGAGAGCAUUGCGGGGAAGCGUCGAUCAACCAGUUGAAAUUUCUGGGGGUUACGAAAGCAAUAUCCGAGUCGGUAACGAGCCGCUACUAAACAGUGCUGCGAUGUGGGCUCUCUUCACCUUCGCUACUGAAUGCUCGGACUCGGCAAAGGUGGCAUGGUGUAUCUCAAAGCUUCGGCAACUGAGUCAGGUUAAGCAGAACUUCGGCUCAGGUGGGGAAUAUGCGAGCAUUCAUGCUGCCAAAGCUGCUCGCUUGCUGCAGGAGGUGGUUGACCGGCAAAGAGAGAGAGGUGGUCGGGUGGAUGUACGAUAUUGUUCACUUGAGCUAUUUGGGUUCAUGUUUCCAAUACUAUAG
This is a messenger RNA of Talaromyces rugulosus, 2151 nucleotides long. RefSeq lists its product as uncharacterized. Gene Ontology annotation, molecular function: DNA-binding transcription factor activity, RNA polymerase II-specific; zinc ion binding. NCBI's taxonomy places the organism in Eukaryota, Fungi, Ascomycota, Eurotiomycetes, Eurotiales, Trichocomaceae. Bases 1 to 2151 code for a protein of 716 amino acids. The record is from RefSeq and is a predicted model, not a curated record. Gene Ontology annotation, biological process: regulation of transcription by RNA polymerase II. The transcript is spliced from 3 exons.